CAAGACGACGGCCCCUCCGGCCCCGAGGCGCUGCCACGGCGAGCGUUCUUCUACCACCUUCUCCGCGCCACGCAGAGAUUCGGCGGGACCUUUUUAGCCGGAGCUCUCGAUCGCUCCCCGGCCGUGCCCCCACCACCUUUCUCCAUCAACAGUCAUCUCUCCGGCUCCCGUCCGUAAAAUCCCGCAGCAUCACUGCACCGUGACAGACUGACAGCAGCCACGUCCGAGAGUCCAUGGAAAACGGCGAGAGCAUCGAGUACUAUCAGAAGCCCGCUGCUCAUGCUGCCAGCAAGCCAACAACCAUGGAUGGUGACGAGGCCUGCGCCAAGGAGAACGGCAAGGGCAAGGCCGGCCACCGCGCCGCCGAGCCGGAGCCGGAAGUAAGCCAGGAGGAGUUCUUCAGCGACUCCGAGUCGGGCUCCGAGUCCAUCGAGAUCGCCGACCUCAAGAAGCGCAUGUGGAAGGACCAGCUGCUGCUCAUGAAGCUCGAGGGCCUCUCGGGCCGCGACGGCCGGGGCUCCCACCCCGACCACGGCCAGCAGCAGCAGCCCGUUCCGGACCAGCUGCUGGCGGCCAGCAAGGACAGGGAGGAGUCGCCGGAGACCCGGUACCGGCGCAAGGCGAUGCUCCGGGCGCAGGACGGCGUCAUCCGCCACAUGCUCAAGAUGAUGGAGGCCUGCAACGCGCGCGGGUUCGUGUACGGAGUCGUGGGCGAGGACGGCGUCCCCGUCUCCGGCUCCUCCGACAGCCUCCGCGGCUGGUGGAAGGACGACGUCGGCUUCGACCGCUCGGGCCCGCUGGCGCUCCUCGCCGGCCAGGAGGCGACCGGUGGCCCGGGGAGCCCGAUGGCGGCGUCGUUCCUGUACGGCCUCCACGACAUCCAGGACAGCACGCUGGGGUCGUUGCUGUCGGCGCUCAUCCAGCACUGCGAGCCCCCGCAGCGGAGCUUCCCGCUGGACCGGGGCCUGGCGCCGCCGUGGUGGCCGACGGGGCGGGAGCCCUGGUGGGGCAUGCAGGGCGAGGCGCAGGCGCACCAGGGCCCGCCGCCGUACCGGAAGCCGCACGACCUCAAGAAGGCGUGGAAGAUCUCGCUGCUGAGCGCGGUGAUCAAGCACCUGACCCCGCGCUUCGACCAGAUGCGCAAGCUCGUGUGGCAGUCCAAGCGGCUGCAGCACAAGAUGAGCGCCAGGGACGCCGAGACGUGGUCCAAGGUCAUCACGCAGGAGGAGGCGCUCGACCGCCACGCGCAGCGCGCCCUGCAGAUCACGCCGCUCGAGGAGGAGGACGAGGACGACGACGCCGGCGCCGAUUCCCCGCUAGUGGCGGCGCAUCACGUCGACAAGCGCAAGCGCAAGGUCGGGCGCGAGGGCGACGGCGUCGACGUCGGCAAGGCGUUGCUGGCGCUGCAGGACAUAGAUUGCGUCCCCGACGCGGACCACAGCUCGAUCGACGAGCUCAUGAGGCUCUAUUACCGAUGCCUGCAGGGGCCCGACGACGACGGCGAGCAUCAGGAGGCGAAGGGCGCGGUGGCGGACGACGGAGGGCAGCACAGCGGUGGCGCGGUGGCCGAGGCCGCGACGCCGGUACCGGUGGCGCACCACGACGUGCUCCUCCAUGGUCUCCUGCAGCACGGCGGCGGCGCCGCCCAUCAGACCGGCGCGUCGGUGCACGAGGACGACGUGCUCCUCCGCAGCCUGCAAGGGGUCGCUGACGUCGUGGACAUGAGUGACUUCCCGAACAGCCCGAUCUGGCAGUGGGGGGUUUACGACUGACACUGACUAGAGUGGUUGAGUUAGUUAGAAUGAUAAGGCUAGGUGGAGUGCUAUGUUAAUUACCUACGUCUGUUUUUAAUUAUUUCCUCAAGUCCGUUUGAUUUUA
Messenger RNA from Panicum hallii, 1878 nucleotides. RefSeq names its product ETHYLENE INSENSITIVE 3-like 5 protein. The coding region runs from base 234 to 1772 and encodes 512 amino acids. The transcript has a single exon. Gene Ontology annotation, molecular function: DNA-binding transcription factor activity; DNA binding. Gene Ontology annotation, cellular component: nucleus. The record is from RefSeq and is a predicted model, not a curated record. NCBI's taxonomy places the organism in Eukaryota, Viridiplantae, Streptophyta, Magnoliopsida, Poales, Poaceae.